UCGGAUCUUUGAAGCUUUUAGACUUUAGUCAAUAUCUAAAAACAUACGAAGUAUCACGUUCCUAUUAUAAUAAUAUAACAACAUUAGCACAAAACUGUUUGUGGAUUGUUUUGUUUUAAAUCUUAGUGUUGUAGAAAUUAUCGAUCAACGAAUAAGGAGGUGAGAAAUGUUACACCGGUUCAAGGACAUCACUAUAGCACUGUUCGCUCUCCUGCAAUGUGUUUCUUUCGUCCAUUCAAUAGAUUGCUUCAAGUGCGUGUCCAUGAACGGCCAGUUCCCGCCCUGUGAUGACCCCUUUCACAAUAACCAUAGCUUAAACAUGCUCGAGGGUCCUUGCAUGGGAGGUAGGAAGGGCAGAGACGGAUUAUUUCCGGCCACUUCCUGCAUCAAAAUGGCGGGUGUGUUUGACGACACCGGCGAGUCCAUAACAGUGCGCGGCUGCGGUCUAGACUCGGGCACCGCCACCACGGACACGGAGAUCAUAAGGAUGUCGCACUGUGGAAGGUUUUACUAUAACGACAGAUACGUCCACGGCUGUCUUCAGAGUUGCAACGAUGCGGACGCCUGCAAUUCUUCGAACACUGAAUAUUUAACAUUAAUAAAUAUAAUCGUGCCCUUUGUUUCCUUGUUAGUAACCAGCUAACAUAUAUGUCAUUGAAUUUAAGUGUAGAUAUACCCUAAUAUUGUUUUAUUUAUUUUGUUAUAUGGCAAUAUUUUUUUAUUUAUAACCUUAUUGUUGGCCGUACUCGUUUGAACCGAAGUCAACUUAGGCUUAGUUUAUAAAAAAUAUAAUACAAGUUUAAACUAAUUGUUGUAAUUAAUUAUAUAUAUAUUUAUUUAAUGGGAAUCUAGUUUUUUUUUGUGGGAAUCGACAAAAAAAACUAGAUGAUAAGACAUAUUUUUUGUAUUUUUACUUGCAAUUUAUACAAACUUUUUUUUUUUUAAUUUUUUAUGCUUGAAACGCUUAAUUUAGCACGGAUAUUUAUUUACUAGGCAUGAAAGAUGCGCUUUAAGUCAUCUGUAUAAUUCUUUUGGCAUUUAAAUUACAAAAUUUUUCAAGCUUACAUACCUCGGAAGUUGAUUUGACAAUCAACAACUUAGUGUUACCUUAAGAGACAUAUCUAUAUAUAUAGUUGUUAAUUUUCAUAGAAAUCCUCUUCGUGUUAAAUAUUACAUGUAAGUAAUAUAUAUAUUACUUUAAACGAAAUAACUGUUAAUUUAAAAAAAACAAAUAUAUAAAAUUAUAUACUCGUAUUAUAAACUAAAUCGUUACAUAUGACAGCACAUUUUUGAUAAUGAAUUAAAGAACACGUAGAAACGUUUAAUUUUUAAAAACAAUUUCGUAAUAAUGCGUAACAAAUAAACGGAUUUAUUGAAAUA
Molecule: messenger RNA, 1380 nt
Organism: Danaus plexippus (monarch butterfly)
Lineage: Eukaryota; Metazoa; Arthropoda; Insecta; Lepidoptera; Nymphalidae
Exons: 5
Coding region: 167-643 (158 amino acids)
Biological process (GO): regulation of synaptic transmission, cholinergic; sleep; positive regulation of voltage-gated potassium channel activity
Source: RefSeq, a predicted model, not a curated record